Messenger RNA from Telopea speciosissima, 1696 nucleotides. Its product is annotated as cytochrome P450 CYP72A219-like. Gene Ontology annotation, molecular function: oxidoreductase activity, acting on paired donors, with incorporation or reduction of molecular oxygen; monooxygenase activity; iron ion binding. The transcript is spliced from 5 exons. The record is from RefSeq and is a predicted model, not a curated record. Lineage: Eukaryota; Viridiplantae; Streptophyta; Magnoliopsida; Proteales; Proteaceae. The coding region runs from base 85 to 1638 and encodes 517 amino acids.
UCCUGUAGUUGAGGUGUUCCUAGAGGUCUCUCUCUCUCUCUCUCUCUCUCUCUCUUUUUCUUGUGUGUGUUUGUUAAAGAAGUGAUGCAAGAAAGUGGGUUCAGUUUAAUGGUGAUAUUGUGCAUUUUGGUUGUAUUAUGGUGGGGAUGGAAGGUGUUAGAAUCGAUAUGGUGGAGACCCAAGAAGCUGGAGAGGCUUCUCAAGGAACAAGGCGUGAAGGUCACUCCGUACAAUUUACUGUUUGGUGAUUUGAAAGAGAACAUGAGACUGCUCAAGGAAGCUCGGUCCAAGCCCAUGAACCUAUCCCAUGAUAUCGUUCCACGUGUGUUGCCCUUUCAUCUUCAAACUGUACGCAAGUUAGGUAAAACCUCUGCAUUUUGGUUUGGAACAAAUCCAAGAUUGUAUAUUAUGGAUCCUAACCUAAUAAGGGACAUUAUGAACAAGUUUGAUCAGUUUGUGAAGAUCAAAGGAAAUCGACUAACGCGGCUUUUUAUUGGUGGACUUGCUACCUAUGAUGGUGAGAAAUGGGCCAAACACAGAAGGAUUAUAAACCCAGCCUUUCAUGUGGAAAAACUAAAGCGAAUGUUAUCAGCAUUUUAUACAACUUCUAAUGAGAUGGUCAGCAAAUGGGAGAAAUUGGUUGCCUCAGAAGGGUCUUGUGAAUUGGAUGUGUGGCCAGAACUCCAAAAUUUAACUGGGGAUGUCAUCUCUAGGGCAGCAUUUGGUAGCUCCUAUGAAGAAGGUAAACGGAUAUUCAAAUUGCAAGGUGAGCAAGCUGAGCUCUUCAUCCAGUCUUUUCAGACAGCAUUCAUCCCUGGUUUUAGUUUUCUGCCAACGAAAAGGAACAGAAGAAUGAAAGAAAUUGACAGAGAAGUUCGAACCCUUUUAAUGGGUAUCAUCAACAAAAGACAGAAGACUAUGAAAGUCGCAGAAGCCAACAACGAUGACUUGUUAGGGUUGUUACUUGAAUCCAAUGAUACAGAGAUUCAAGAAAAUAAAAACAAGAAGAAUGUUGGGAUGACCAUAGAAGAGGUGAUACAAGAAUGUAAACUAUUCUACUUUGCAGGGCAAGAAACCACUUCUGUUCUUCUUGUUUGGACAAUGGUUGUAUUAAGUAUGCAUUCUGAAUGGCAAGUGCGUGCGAGGGAAGAAGUUUUACAAGUCUUUGGGAAGAACAAACCGGGUUUUGAUGGACUAAAUCACCUCAAAAUUGUUACCAUGAUUUUAUAUGAGGUUCUUAGAUUAUAUCCACCAUUGUUAUUUCUUGAUCGGUGUACAUACAAGAACAUAAAACUUGGAGAAAUAUCUCUACCCCCUGGAAUACAAGUCAUGUUACCUAUAGUCCUUCUUCACCAUGAUCAUGAGGUAUGGGGUGAAGAUGCAGAAGAAUUCAAGCCAGAGAGAUUUGCAGAAGGAAUUUCAAAGGCCACAAAUAAUCAAGUUUCAUUUUUCCCAUUUGGUUGGGGCCCUCGAAUAUGCAUUGGGCAACAAUUUGCGAUGACUGAAGCAAAGAUGGCCCUAGCAAUGGUUCUACAAAGAUUUGCUUUUGAACUUUCUCCAUCCUAUGCUCAUGCUCCUACCACUGUAGUAACUCUUCAUCCACAGUAUGGUGCUCAAAUCAUAUUACAUAAACUGUAGAAUCAUAUCUUCAUAAUCAUCAUUUCUUGGUGAUCUAUCAAUUGAAACUUUCAUUGUG